AUGUGCUCGUUAGCGGCGGGCGCUACGGGCGGCCGGGGCGCUGUGGAGGAUGAGGACCUGCCAGAGCUAUCGGACAGCGGGGACGAGGCCGCUUGGGAGGAUGAGGACGAUGCUGAGCUUCCCCACGACAAGCAGCAGACCCCCUGCCUGUUCUGUGACAGGUUAUUCACAUCUGCUGAGGAAACUUUUUCACACUGUAAGUCUGAGCACCAAUUUAAUAUUGAUAACAUGGUCCAUAAGCACGGACUUGAAUUUUAUGGCUAUGUUAAGCUAAUAAAUUUUAUUCGACUUAAGAAUCCUACAGUGGAAUAUAUGAAUUCCAUAUAUAACCCCGUGCCUUGGGAGAAGGAAGAGUACUUGAAGCCAGUAUUAGAAGAUGAUCUGUUACUUCAGUUUGAUGUAGAAGAUCUUUAUGAACCGGUGUCAGUCCCAUUCUCAUACCCCAAUGGACUCAGUGAAAAUGCAUCUCUUGUUGAAAAAUUGAAACACAUGGAAGCCAGGGCACUGUCUGCUGAGGCUGCAUUAGCUAGAGCACGGGAAGAUCUGCAAAGAAUGAAACAAUUUGCUCAGGAUUUUGUGAUGAACGCAGAUGUCAGAACCUGCUCGUCAUCUGCCACUGCCAUUGCGGACCUCCAGGAGGAUGAGGAUGGUGUUUAUUUCAGCUCAUAUGGGCAUUAUGGGAUACAUGAAGAAAUGCUAAAGGACACAGUGCGAACAGAAAGUUACCGAGAUUUUAUAUACCAAAACCCACAUAUCUUCAAAGACAAGGUUGUUUUGGAUGUUGGUUGUGGAACUGGAAUUCUUUCUAUGUUUGCCGCUAAAUCUGGUGCAAAGAAGGUUCUUGGAGUUGAUCAAUCCGAAAUACUCUACCAGGCAAUGGACAUCAUAAGACUAAAUAAACUUGAAGAUACUGUUACACUAAUUAAAGGAAAGAUUGAAGAAGUUCAUCUUCCAAUAGAAAAAGUGGAUGUUAUUAUAUCUGAGUGGAUGGGCUAUUUUCUUCUUUUUGAGUCUAUGUUAGAUUCUGUCCUUUAUGCAAAGAAGAAAUACUUGGCAAAAGGAGGCUCAGUCUAUCCUGACAUUUGCACCAUAAGUCUUGUGGCAGUGAGUGAUGUGAAUAAACAUGCUGAUAGAAUUGCCUUUUGGAAUGAUGUCUAUGGCUUCAAUAUGUCUUGCAUGAAAAAAGCAGUUAUUCCAGAAGCUCUUGUGGAAGUUUUAGAUCCAAAGACUCUUACUUCAGACCCUUGUUGUAUUAAGCAUAUAGAUUGCCAUACAACAUCUAUCUCAGAUUUGGAGUUUUCUUCAGAUUUUACCCUGAAAAUAACGAAGACUUCAGUGUGCACGGCAAUUGCUGGUUACUUUGAUAUAUAUUUUGAGAAGAAUUGCCAUAACAGGGUCAUGUUCUCUACGGGUCCCCAGAGUACCAAAACACACUGGAAACAAACAAUAUUUCUACUAGAAAAGCCAUUUUCCGUCAAAGCAGGUGAGGCCUUGAAAGGAAAGAUCACAGUUCACAAGAAUAAGAAAGAUCCACGUUCUCUCAUUGUGACCCUCACAUUGAAUAAUGCAACUCAAACUUAUGGUCUCCAGUGAAAAAGCCACAACAGCACAACUAGUGAACAGUUUUAAUGUGGGGGAUUGUGGGUAGGGGAUGUCAGGAGAGGGUUCUGGGAGGGUGAUUGUAUGUGGGCUCAUGGAUGGUGGGACCUUUCUUAAUGA
Molecule: messenger RNA, 1719 nt
Organism: Orycteropus afer afer
Lineage: Eukaryota; Metazoa; Chordata; Mammalia; Tubulidentata; Orycteropodidae
Gene: PRMT3
Product: protein arginine methyltransferase 3
Biological process (GO): peptidyl-arginine methylation
Cellular component (GO): nucleus
Molecular function (GO): protein-arginine N-methyltransferase activity
Source: RefSeq, a predicted model, not a curated record